UCGGAACGAGCGUCGGCGUCCAACAGAAAACAGAAAGCGUCCAGAGAGGGAAAGCUCACACAAACAAAGAUAUAGAAAUCUAGAGAGAGAAAGCUUUCUCUCUCUAUAUCUCUAUCUCUCUCUCUUCUCUUCCUAUAACUUCCAACUUUUCUCUGUUUCUCUCUGUACAGAUCUUGGAUUCAAAACCCUGGCCUUCUGUGUGUAUAUAUGUAUCUGCAUUCUCAUUUUCUUGAGGAUUUGAUUCGGUUUUGGAAGAGUUUGUGAACAUAAGAUUUGGAAUUCGAUUUGGUUUGGUUUGAGCUUUAAUGGUGAAAUAUUAUUGAAUCUGAAUUACUUCGAAUUGUGCAACGGUCAGAUUUCUUGGUCUGAUGGCGACGACGGCGGGGAUUCUACCGUUUUCUCUGGCGUCCGUUGUUGAGGAUGUUCUUCAGCAGCAUGGGAAGAGACUCGGCGACAUCAAUUUGGCAUCGAGGAAGGCCGAGGAAGCUUCCGUGAGAAGAUAUGAAGCAGCUGGGUGGCUAAGAAAGAUGGUUGGAGUUGUCGGGGGUAAGGAUUUGCCAGCUCAGCCUUCAGAAGAAGAAUUCAGGCUUGGGUUACGAAGCGGAAUAAUCCUUUGUAAUGUCCUCAACAAGGUUCAACCCGGUGCUGUACCAAAAGUAGUUGAAGCCUUUUCUGAUUCUGUUAAUGUUACUGAUGGAGCAGCUCUAUAUGCAUUUCAAUACUUUGAAAAUGUAAGAAACUUCCUUGUAGUUGUGGAGGAAUUGGGGCUUCCUACCUUUGAAGCCUCUUUUCUGGAACAGGGAGGAAAAUCUUCAAGGAUUGUGAAUUGUGUACUAGCACUGAAAUCCUACCAUGAAUGGAAACAAGGGGGUGGAAAUGGAACGUGGAAAUUUGGUGGAAACCUGAAAUCCUCUGGGAAGCACUUUGUACGGAAAACCUCAGAACCAAUCCUGAGUUCUUUAAGGCACUUGUCAAGUGAGAAGUCUCUUGAUAGUUUGUGUAGCGAGCAAUCCUCAUGCAGUGAUCUUGGGAUUGACCUCAGUGAAAUGGGUAACACUCAUUCCUUGCAUUUGCUUGUCCGCGAACUUCUUUGGGAUAAGAAGCCAGAAGAAAUUCCAACUAUUGUGGAGAAUAUGCUAGGCAAAGUUAUGGAGGAGUAUGAGCAUCGUGUAGCAAGCCAAAAUGAACAGAUGAAAACUACUCCGGGAGAUGUGGAUGUCUCUAGCCCUAACAAGUCUCUCCCAAAAUCUUCUUCUGGGGAAAUCGAGAUGGAAGACAAAGAGACCACAAAGAUUAUAAAAGAGGAAAGCUUAAACAAAGAGGAUAUUCAUGAUGAAAGUUCAAAAGCCCCAGUUCUGAAGCAGCAGAUGCUUGUUGAACGACAACAUAGAGAUAUACAGGAAUUGAAACAUACUCUUCAUACUGCAAAAGCAGAUAUGCAGUUUUUGCAAAUGAAGUAUCGAGAGGAGGUCAACAAUUUAGGUAUGCAUUUGCAUGGUCUAGCUUGUGCUGCGUCAGGAUACCAGAGAGUUCUUGAGGAAAACCGCAAGUUAUACAAUCAAGUGCAAGACCUCAAAGGAAGUAUUAGGGUGUACUGUCGAGUGCGACCUUUCUUGCCUGGGCAAGCAAACCGUGUGAAUGCUGUGGAUCACAUGGAUGAAGGAAGCAUCACAAUUAUCACCCCUUCAAAAUAUGGAAAAGAUGGACGAAAAUCAUUCACUUUCAACAGAGUUUUUGGUCCAUAUGUAACACAAGAAGAGGUAUUUGCAGACACGCAACCUCUGAUUCGGUCUGUCCUUGAUGGUUACAAUGUUUGUAUAUUUGCAUAUGGCCAAACAGGAUCAGGGAAAACUCAUACUAUGACUGGACCCAAAGAGCUUACCCCGGAAAGUGUAGGUGUGAACUACAGGGCAUUGGGUGAUUUAUUUUUCAUCUCAGAACAGAGAAAAGACAGCUUUUCCUAUGAAGUUUCUGUUCAGAUGAUUGAGAUUUACAAUGAGCAAGUCAGGGAUCUCCUUGCCGCAGAUGGUUUUAACAAAAGAUUAGAAAUUCGUAACAGUUCUCAGAAGGGAUUAAAUGUGCCAGAUGCAAACGUUGUACCAGUUUCUUCAACAUCUGAUGUUAUUAAUUUAAUGAACCUUGGGCAGAAAAAUCGUGCAGUGAGUUCUACAGCUAUGAAUGAUCGUAGUAGUCGUUCUCAUAGUUGCCUCACUGUUCAUGUUCAAGGAAGAGAGCUAGCAUCUGGGACAAUUAUUCGUGGUUGUAUGCAUCUGGUAGAUCUGGCUGGGAGUGAAAGAGUUGAUAAAUCUGAGGUGGUUGGAGAUCGAUUAAAGGAAGCACAACACAUCAACAAAUCUCUUUCUGCCUUAGGAGAUGUGAUAUCUUCCCUUUCUCAAAAGAAUUCACAUGUUCCCUAUAGGAACAGUAAACUAACACAAUUGCUCCAGGAUUCACUGGGAGGGCAAGCCAAAACUCUAAUGUUUAUUCACAUCAGUCCGGAACCCGAUGCUGUAGGAGAAACACUUAGUACACUUAAAUUUGCUGAGCGGGUUUCAACUGUUGAGCUUGGUGCUGCUCGAGUUAAUAAAGAUGGUGCAGAUGUCAAAGAGCUGAAGGAACAGAUUGCUAGCCUUAAGGCAGCCUUGGCAAGGAAGGAAGGAGAACCUGGAAAUCUUCAGCAAUCCACAUUCAGCAGCCCAGACAGACAGAGUAUGACGUCUGCUGCGUCUUCCCCUGCACAUCCUUGUUGGCAGAGUCCAGGGGAUGUGUCAAGCGGUCGAAGGCAAACAAUGGACGAUGCUGGUAAUGUAGAGGUUAAGAACAACACUACAUCAAAGCUCAAAAGUGCAAGCUUAGAUCAUCAAGACUUCUUAUUGCAUUCACAUGCCUGGCCACCUGUUAGUUGUGCGGUAUUGAAGGAAGACGAGAAAGUAGCAGGUAAUUGCGGUGAUUGGGUUGAUAAGGUCAUGGUAAAUAAGCAAGCUGGUGAUCUAGGAGGUAGUGAUGAAAACCCGCCAGCACAUUGGGAAGAAGACAACAAACAGCUACCUCAGAUGUUGAAUCGGAGACCUGCUCUUGACCCAUUGAAGAUAUACCCUGAACAACCUUUAAUUAACAGAAAGGACAGCCAAGAUAAUGGGAAUAGGUAUGAGACAGCCACCACCACCACCGAUGAGUCUGAUGACCUGGAUGCCACAACAAGUGAUUCUUCCGAGACAGACUUGCUUUGGCAACUCAAUAAUCUUCCCACAGUAACCAACAUCCCAAAUGGUGCGCUUGUAUCAAAACUUAAGAGACCCAGUCCAAGACAAUUGCAAGUGAAGAGCCCAGAAAUCAGGAGUUUAAUUCCAGCACCAUCAACACGGAGGCUCUCCAAUGGUUACACUUCACCAUUGCCCAAGACUGGAAGGCAUACAGUUCCUGUUGAUGGGAAGAGAAAAAUAGGGAGUGGAAAAUGAGAAUGUGCUGUUACGGAGAAGUGAUGAAGUGAUUUUGGUGUUUUUUUUUUUUUCUUUCUUUCUUUCUUUCUUUCUUUUUUUUUUUUUCACUGUGAAUUAGUUAGGUAGAGAAAGAGUGGUUGUUCCACCAAUGGAAGUGGCAAUAACUGCAGAUGCCUACGAUUCUCCCUUGGUGAUCCCUGAGAGGUGGAUGUCCAACUUAGGUAUUUCGAUUUGUUUAUACAGGUGUUGGUUUAUUUGAAAUUUUCAUUUUUUGGUUUUUAAAGAAGGAAAAACCAAAAGAGAAAACAAGAGAAAAAAUGAAUACAUCAUAUAGUUUCGUCUUCUUAUUUCUAUAUCGCGGUUGCUAUUGUGUUUAUAGUUCUAAGCAAACUAUGAUAUGAAUUUUGAAUUGGGUAAUGUAACAAACAAGUUGAAAAA
Molecule: messenger RNA, 3878 nt
Organism: Camellia sinensis
Lineage: Eukaryota; Viridiplantae; Streptophyta; Magnoliopsida; Ericales; Theaceae
Product: kinesin-like protein KIN-14I
Biological process (GO): microtubule-based movement
Cellular component (GO): microtubule cytoskeleton
Molecular function (GO): ATP binding; microtubule binding; microtubule motor activity
Source: RefSeq, a predicted model, not a curated record